GUCGCGGAGGCCGGGCAUGGGCGCGGCAGGAGUAUUCGCGGAAAUGCUGCUUGGAGGAGGUCGCGGUGGGGUCACUAGAAAAUCAGCCCACAGGUCCUACUCUAGGAGCAAGAUCCAACAAGUAAAGCAAGAAGGUCUCAGGACCAGUGUGUGGUCAUUUGUGGGGACACCAUUGAGCAGAGACCAAGAUUUCAGGAAUUGAGGGGAAUUCAAGAAGAAACUAAACACACAAGUCCCUUUUACUGGGUGUUUCCAGUCACAGAAGAAAAUGAUUAAGGACCAGGACCGUGUUGUUACAGGAAUCGCUGACACUGGAGGACGUGGCCGUGGACUUCACCUGGGAGGAGUGGCAGCUCCUCGCCCCCACCCAGAAGGACCUGUACCGGGACGUGAUGUUGGAGAAUUAUAGGAACCUGGUGUCAGUGGGGUACAUGGCCAGCAAGCCAGAUGCACUCUCCAGAUUGGAACAAGGGGAACUGUGGACGACAGAACAUGAGAUCCCCAGUCGAAUCCGUCCAGAGAUCAAGAAAGAUGAUGGUCAUCUACCAGGGCAGUUGCAAAAUCAAAGAUGUCCAAAGAGAAUGAAACAAUGCCAUGAACAUAAUGCAUUCGGAAAUGUCAUUCAUCAGAGUAAAAGUAAUUUUCCCUUAAGGCAAAAUCAUGAUAUCUUUGACUUAAAUGGGAAAACACUGAAAUCAAAUUUAAGUUUAGUCAACCAGAACAGAAGCUAUGAAGUAAAGAACCUCAUUGAGGUUAAUGGGGAUACGAAAUCCUUAUCCCAUACAAAGCAUGACCAGUGUUGUAUUGAAAUUAAAUUUCCCGAAUGUGGGAAUUCUGUGAAUACAAAUUCCCAAUUCAUCAAGCAUCAAAGAACUGAAAAGAUAGAGAAGCCCCAUGUGUGCAGUGAGUGUGGAAAAGGCUUCUUCAAGAAGUCUCGGCUCAUGGGUCAUCAGAGAGUUCACACAGGAGAGAAGCCUCAUGGGUGCAGCGUGUGUGGGAAAGCCUUUUCCAGGAAGUCCAGACUCACUGAACAUGAGAAAACUCACGUAGGAGAAAAGCGGUAUGAGUGCUCUGAAUGUGACAAAGCAUUCCCCAAGAAAUCACGGCUACUUACGCAUCAGAAAACCCAUACAGGAGAGAAACCCUAUGUGUGCAGUGAGUGUGGAAAAGGCUUCAUCAAGAAGUCCCGGCUCAUUAACCAUCAGAGAGUUCACACAGGAGAGAAGCCUCACGAAUGCAGUCUGUGUGACAAAGCAUUCUCCAGAAAGUCCAGGCUCGUUGAACACCAGAGAACUCAUACGGGAGAAAAACCUUAUGAAUGCACUGAAUGUGAUAAAACGUUCCGCUGGAAGUCACAGCUCAAUGCCCAUCAGAAGACCCAUACAGGAGAGAAAUCAUAUAUAUGCAGUGAUUGUGGAAAAGGCUUCAUUCAGAAGGGCAAUCUCAUUGUACAUCAGCGAACGCAUACUGGGGAGAAGCCUUAUAUAUGCAGUGAAUGUGGGAAAGGUUUCAUUCAGAAGGGCAAUCUCCUUAUACAUCAACGAACUCACACUGGAGAGAAACCCUAUGUAUGCACCGAAUGUGGGAAAGGCUUUAGCCAGAAGACAUGCCUCAUAUCACAUCAGCGAUUUCACACUGGAAAGACUCCCUUUGUGUGUACUGAGUGUGGAAAAUCCUGUUCACACAAGUCUGGUCUCAUUAACCACCAGAGAAUUCACACAGGAGAGAAACCCUAUACCUGCAGUGACUGUGGGAAGGCUUUUAGAGAUAAGUCGUGCCUUAACCGACACCGGAGAACUCAUACAGGAGAGAGGCCCUAUGGAUGUGCUGACUGUGGGAAGGCUUUCUCUCACCUGUCCUGCCUUGUUUACCAUAAGGGAAUGUUGCAUGCAAGAGAGAAAGGUGCACGUUCAGCCGCAGUGGAGAAUCCUUUCCCAGAGAGCUACAGCUCAUCACUUUCCAAUGAUAGCAUGCAGGAGAAGGACCCGGCUAACACGGUGUCCGUGCAGACGCCUUCUGUAGCAGCUCAGACUUCCUUACACCUCCGUGGCCUCCUAGCAGACAGGAACAUAGCCACCGUGGGACAGCCAGGUACCAGAUGUGCAUCAUCAGCAGAUAACGGAAUCUGCACAGAGAAACCUUUUGAAUGCAGUGAAUGUGGUAGUGCCUUCACUGAUCAGUUACGUCAUAUUUUAUGUCACAAAAAGCACACAGGAAUAAGGUGUGAUACGAUCAAGGUGGAAAACCCUUGACUAAAACCUUCCUGCUCAUUAUUGGGCUGAUAAGUGUAUACGGAGACAAAUAGUAUAACGACCAAGAAUAGUAUAAAGACAAAUAGUACAAAGAUCGGAAAAUCCUUUGUGGAAAGGUAGACCUUACCGGUGUUUCAUAGGUCACAUAUCAUCAGUGAGCUCAUAGCUGGUAGAAAUAAUAAUGACCCUGGAAAAGUCCUUCCCCAGAAAUAAGACUUCAGUAGGCGUCAGAGAUCUCACACCGGAGAAGAACAGUUGGAAGAGCUCUGAAGGCAGUGAAUGUGGCACGGUCGUCAGUGGGGCAUUCUGCCUCAUCAGUUGGCAGAGGAAAUCAUACAGAAGCAAAACUCUGACCUCACCAACUGUGGAACAUCUUCGGCAAAGUACCAGAAAACACAUAAAGCAAAUAAGCCCUGUGAAAAUUAGUGUUUUAGAGAUUUCUGCCACAAGUUUGAAAUCAUUUUACUUCAGAUAAUGUACAUAGUGUACAUUUUAGGACAAUAUACCUCGAAUCAAACUCCUCAUUGAUAUGAUGGUCACUCUUUAAUUCAAAGGAGGUGGUGUAUAUUGCACAUCAAUGGUUAGAGUCAGAACAGUGCACCCCCUCCCUUUUUUGGGGGGGGUGUGAAUCUCUCAUUCCCGCCCAUGAUCAUUAUAUGGUUAGCUCUUGUGUUUCUUUGGUUCUAAAUUUAUUCAGUUUAUUUUAGGCUGCUGAAGUCCCUCCUUCAGCCUUCAAAAGGAAAGUGAAUACAUUUGAUUCAAUAACGUA
Leptonychotes weddellii (Weddell seal) is the source of this 3021-nucleotide messenger RNA. The record is from RefSeq and is a predicted model, not a curated record. Lineage: Eukaryota; Metazoa; Chordata; Mammalia; Carnivora; Phocidae.